UGCAAGGCAAAGAAGGCAGGGCACUGUGCCUGGCAAGGAAGAGAGCCUGCCCAUGUGCCCACCACAACUAGCAGUGGCCGAGAAGGCAGCAAUCCCAGGCCAUGGUUGUCCAAAUGGAAUCCAGAACUGGGUGCCAGCCUCAAAGGGGAGGGCAUUCUGCCCACCUGAGGCCUGCUAGGGCAGAAGGCUGGGAUUGCUUGGCAGCAAAAGCAUUGGCAGUGCUCAAAAGAAAGGCACUCUUCCCUUUCCUCUCCUUCCACUUUGUUGCUGGGCAUUACUUUGUUCCCUCAGUGCCCAGCGGCCCCAUGCCUCACUUCAGCAGGAUCCGGACUUUUGUGUUGGAGUUGGAACAGGCACCGGGCACCGGAGCCGUCUACCAUGCUGGGGAGCUGCUGUCUGGGCAGGUGGUACUGGAGGCAGCCAGGGGACUCAAGGUGAGAUCUUUGCUGGUGUGCGCCCGGGGGCUGGCCACGACCCACUGGCUGGAGGGCAAGAGCGUUGGCAUGAGCACCGUCUACAGCGACUACACUGCCCACGAGACCUACCUGCGAAGGCGACUGCACCUAAUCAGAGGUGAGAGCUGUCCCCGAAGGGUGUCUUGUCCUGGAAUGCAAUUUUAAAUGUCUGUAGUUGGCACAAGCCCAGGCUAUUUGGCAGACUGUAUCCCCCCUCAUGAGCCACCCUGGGAUCUGAGAUCCUCAGGAGGGGAUCUUCUCUCUGAGCCAUCACCAUCACCAGCAUGGACCGUGGGUAUGCAAGAUGGGGCCUUCUCAGGGGCUGCCCCAUUUGGGAGCCAACUCCCUGCCCAGGGAGGCCCAACAGCCUCUUCCUUGCUGUCCUUCCGCUGGCAGGCUAAAA
Messenger RNA from Sceloporus undulatus (fence lizard), 858 nucleotides. RefSeq names its product arrestin domain-containing protein 2-like. The transcript has a single exon. NCBI's taxonomy places the organism in Eukaryota, Metazoa, Chordata, Lepidosauria, Squamata, Phrynosomatidae. The coding region runs from base 102 to 620 and encodes 172 amino acids. The record is from RefSeq and is a predicted model, not a curated record.